Molecule: messenger RNA, 297 nt
Organism: Necator americanus (New World hookworm)
Lineage: Eukaryota; Metazoa; Nematoda; Chromadorea; Rhabditida; Ancylostomatidae
Exons: 2
Coding region: 1-297 (98 amino acids)
Source: RefSeq, a predicted model, not a curated record
AUGACGAUCUGUACUUAUAACGCACGUACGCUUUCAUCGGAAGCGGGCAUCGAACAUCUGAUGAUGCAAGCCAAGAAGAUUAAUAGAGGUGUUGGUGGAGUUGGCGUCCUCGUCAACACGAGUAUGGCAAAGAACAUCGACUCUUUCGAACAACGUACGACCCCAAUCGGACAUCUGCGGAUGAGAAGAUGUGGUCCAACACUAGCUUUGACUAUUUUCGUCGCUUACGCUCCAACAUCAAGCUACGAAGAAGAAGAAGUCGAACCUUUCUACAUGGACCUGGAGAAGUUCUACUGA